CGUCACCGCUGCUCUUACCGGGCAGACGCUCACCUGCUCGUCAGUGCGAACAAAGGCGGGUUGUUGGAGCUAUUGCUCUGCUCACGAGGACAGAACCUGCGUUAGGUUUUAGUACAAACUUCACCAUGGCGACAAAAACGAGCCCCCUCAUCUUCAGGGCGCUGAUGGAGAUGUCCGAAGCCUGCUCUGCAAAAGCCGUGCGGGGAAACGCAAAACGCGCGACUUUCAGACACUCGAGCACCUGUGGGGUCCUAGCAGCCAGGAGAGCCAGCCUGCCCCUGAGCCUCAGCACCCCCCUCAGCGCACAGAGCCGCAGCUUCAUCAGCCUGGCUGCUCCCAUCAGCAGCCGCAGGAUGGAAUACACCGAGUGCCAGACGUUGGAGUAUUCCCCAGAGCAGAUGUACAACGUGGUGGCCAGCGUGGACCAGUACCAGCACUUUGUCCCCUGGUGCAAGAAGUCCCGGGUCGUGAGGGGAGGUAGCGGCCGCGUUUGGGCUGAACUUGAAAUAGGUUUCCCCCCCAUCGUGGAGCACUACACCUCCGAGGUCACUUUGGUCCCAAACCACCAAGUCAGAGCUGUAUGUACUGAUGGAUCCCUCUUCAGCCACCUUGAAACAGUGUGGAGGUUUACCCCUGGACCCAAAGACCUGCCAGACACUUGCAUAGUGGAUUUCUAUGUGUCGUUUGAGUUCAAGUCCCUUUUGCACUCUCAGCUGGCCAGCGUCUUCUUCGAUGAAGUGGUGAAGCAGAUGGUCAGCGCCUUUGAGUCGAGGGCAGCAGCACUUUACAGAAGCCAGCAGGUGGCGCCGUCGAGGAGGCGUUCAACAUGAGUCCCUCUCCGUCCACUUUAACCAAAGCUCUGCCAGCCUGUCCUGCACUGGAGACUGGGUUUUCUCUUUGCACUUACUCAAAAUGUACAAAGAAGUAAAAAGUUGUUAAAACUAUUUAUUUUUAAAGCACAGAUUAAUUUAUUUGCUUUUUUGUACAUAAUGUAUUUAUAUUCAAGCCAAUCUGUUGUUGCAAUGUAUCAAGUGUUAUCUUUGUAUAAUAAAGGUGUAAUGGCUUCUA
Messenger RNA from Betta splendens (Siamese fighting fish), 1068 nucleotides. RefSeq names its product coenzyme Q-binding protein COQ10 homolog, mitochondrial. Gene Ontology annotation, cellular component: mitochondrion. The transcript has 5 exons. Gene Ontology annotation, molecular function: ubiquinone binding. Bases 126 to 830 code for a protein of 234 amino acids. Gene Ontology annotation, biological process: ubiquinone biosynthetic process; cellular respiration. The record is from RefSeq and is a predicted model, not a curated record. Lineage: Eukaryota; Metazoa; Chordata; Actinopteri; Anabantiformes; Osphronemidae.